GUGCCAAUGCUAGUGUUCAAUAAAGGUAAUUUUGGCUUUGAGAGUUGAGAAAUGAAUGUCGAAAAUGGUUUGAGUUUCCAAUAAGCAUCUGUUCAUAAACACUCAUCUCGACAACCAUGGACUCCGACGCUGCCAAGCUCUCAAUCUUCUUCUUUCCCUUCGUCGGCGGCGGCCACUUGAUCCCCAUGAUAGACCUCGCCCGCCUCUUCUCCACCCACGGCGUCAAAUCCACCAUCCUCGCCAUCCCCAACGACGCCGCCGUCUUCCACAACUCCAUCAACCGCGACCGAACCCUCGGCCUUGACAUCCACCUCCACACCCUCCAACUCCCCUCAGCCCUCCCCGACCAACCCCCACACGCCGUCACCGCCGCCGACAUGUCCGCCCCGCCCUUCACCGACACCUCCAUCCUCCAACAGCCCCUCGUCGACAUCCUCCGCCGUUGCCGUCCCGACUGCGUCGUUACCGACACGUUUCACCGCUGGGCGGCUGACGCCGUUGAUGGGGUAGGGAUACCGAGGGUUAUAUUUAACGGGAAUUGCUGCUUUGCGAGAUGUUGUGAGGAUAGCGUUAAACGUGAUUGGCCGCAUGAGAAGGUCGGGUCCGAUUCGGAGCCAUUUGCGUUGGAGGGUUUGCCCGAUCGGAUUGAAUUGACGAGGUCUCAGCUUCCGGUUUUUGUUCGGACGAGAACUGAAUUUCCAGGUAAGAGCAUGAGAGCAGAGCAGAACAGUUUUGGGCAAGUGGUGAAUAGCUUCUUCGAGUUGGAACCAGCUUAUGUCGAAUACUACAGAAACCAAAUGGGUAAAAAGGCAUGGCUUAUUGGCCCAGUUUCUCUUUGCAAUAGGAAUGUCGCAGAUAAAGCUGAAAGAGGCCAAAAAGCCGCCGUUGACGAACGCAGCUGCUUGAAUUGGCUCAAUUCCAAGAAACCCAAUUCUGUUAUUUUCGUGAGUUUUGGGAGCUUAGCUCACAUGCACCCCACACAGCUUAUCGAACUUGCACACGGUCUCGAGGCUUCCAGUUGCUUUUUCAUAUGGGCAGUGAGAAAAAUUCUUGAAUCCGAAAAUGGGGAGAAUUGGCUGCCUGAUGGGUUUGAACAGAGGAUGAUUGAGAGCAACAGAGGGCUCAUAAUUAAGGGAUGGGCACCGCAGUUGCUGAUAUUGGAACACGUGGCGGUUGGAGGAUUCAUGACGCACUGUGGAUGGAAUUCGACGUUGGAGAGCGUGUGUGCAGGUGUGAAAAUGAUCACGUGGCCUUUGUCUGCAGAGCAGUUUUAUAAUGAGAAGUUGGUAACGGAUGUGCUGAAGAUCGGGGUUAGGGUUGGGAGCGUGGAGUGGGCGUCGUGGAACAUGGAGAGGAAGAUGGUGGUGGGGAGGGACAAGGUGGAGGGGGCGGUGAAGAAGUUGAUGGGUGGCGGCGAGGAGGCAGAGAUGAUGACGAGGAGGGCGAAGGAGUUGGCGGAGAAGGCAAAGAGUGCGGUGGGGGAAGGUGGGUCGUCCUGGAAUGAUGUUGAGGCUUUGAUUGGGGAGCUUAAAUCUUGCUGGAAACAGAAAUAGGUACCGCAGUUGAGAGAAUUUGUAGGGGGUGGAUACGGAUUGUGGAUUCGCUAUGAGAGUAAAAACUUACGGGAGCCCAUUGCUUAUGUGAUUAGUGUAGAUUCAUCAGUGUAUAAUGCUUAUGUGUUCUCCCUAUCAUUUUUUCUUGUGGAUUGAAGUUUCUCUUGCUGAGAAAUUGAGGACUGGUUAUUACACCCAUAUUAGGGUGAAAAAAUGUCUCUCUGAGUGUUUGAUAUGCGUAUGAGGUUCAUUCACCUUGCCCAAA
Molecule: messenger RNA, 1818 nt
Organism: Rhododendron vialii
Lineage: Eukaryota; Viridiplantae; Streptophyta; Magnoliopsida; Ericales; Ericaceae
Product: abscisate beta-glucosyltransferase-like
Exons: 2
Coding region: 117-1553 (478 amino acids)
Molecular function (GO): UDP-glycosyltransferase activity
Source: RefSeq, a predicted model, not a curated record